Messenger RNA from Saccostrea cuccullata (small rock oyster), 835 nucleotides. RefSeq names its product MOB kinase activator 3B-like. The record is from RefSeq and is a predicted model, not a curated record. Gene Ontology annotation, cellular component: cytoplasm. The transcript has 7 exons. NCBI's taxonomy places the organism in Eukaryota, Metazoa, Mollusca, Bivalvia, Ostreida, Ostreidae. The coding region runs from base 164 to 739 and encodes 191 amino acids.
AAGGUAUCGUUAGGAGUCAUGUGCUACUAGUGGAAGUGGUUAGGUUAAAGUGAACGAGCCUCUUCCUGUGUGAGAGCUGGUGAUAAAGGAUGGGGACAGGCUAUUCAGCUGAGGCUGUAGGUAUUUUACAUUCCGUCCCAAAAAAAGAUUUGAACCAGGGACCAUGAAGUUUAAUUUACACAAACAGGCGAAUGCUUCCCUGAACUCUGGGAUUGACUUGAAGGAGGUGGUCAAGCUGCCCCCCGGGGAAGAUAUGAAUGACUGGAUCGCUGUUCACGUUGUGGAUUUCUUCAACAGAAUAAACUUAUUAUAUGGUACAGUGUGUGAAUAUUGCACAGAACAGACCUGCCCCACCAUGAGUGGUGGACCAAAAUAUGAAUACCAUUGGUGUGAUGGGCAGACAUACAAGAAGCCUACAGCAUUACCUGCCCCUAACUAUAUAGCAUUACUGAUGGAGUGGGUGGAGGCACAGAUUAAUGAUGAAAAUAUAUUCCCUGUUAAAGUGGGUGUGCCAUUUCCAAAGCCAUUUUUACCAACUGUAAAGAAAGUCUUGUCACGUCUGUUUCGAGUGUUUGUGCAUGUGUACAUCCACCAUUUUGACAAGCUGGUGUCACUAGGAGCUGAAGCUCAUGUGAACACAUGUUACAAACACUUCUAUUACUUUGUAACAGAGUAUAACCUUGUUGACAAAAAAGAAUUAGAACCUUUGAGAGAUAUGACAGCCAAGAUUUGCCACUGACCAAACGGAAGGAUAAAGCAGAUGCAGUUUCAUAGUGCAGAAUAUUGAACAGUGCAUAAGUUUACAAAAAUUGUAAAAAGUUCACAACACAUUUGA